UUUGCAUUACAAACAAAUUCAAGAAAUGAAGAAAACAAAAACAACCCACACCAUUUUUCCGGUGCUGUCGAGGCCAUGGCAACAUAUUGUUGGUGGAAACGGCGAUCGCAUUCAUUUAAACAGCAGCUGACCGUGAAUAAAUAUGGAAACACAGGACCACCAGAAAACUUCAAAUGAACUUCAGGAGCGACUUCAAGCUCUGACAGAAGAAAAUUUGCAGCUGCGUGACAAAAAUGAGCGCCUUUUCACCAAAGUGGGCUACCUGGAGAGCAGACUGGGCCACCUGGCCAGCUCCAACACAGAUCUGUCCUGCAGGCUCGUCCAGAGUGAAGAGGAAAAACUCAAGAUAUCGAAGGAGCUUGUGGAGGAGAAAAUUCUGACAAACAAGAUGAAAGAGCAGUUUGAAGAAGAGAAGUUUGAGCUGAAAAACAAGAUAUUGAACCAUGCUGGUGGAAUAACAGAGCUUGAGAUGGAGCGAGACAACUUGUUCAGGAAACUCCAGUCUGCUGAGGCUCGUCUGAAAGUGGGAGAGAAGAGCGGCCACGACCGGACAGAGGAGUACGCCUCACUGAAGAAGAACUACCUAGCUCUGGCUAAGGCCCAUGAUGAAGAGCUGGCCCAGAGUGAAGAGCUAAGUGCUGAGCUGCUGGCACUGGCCCAGGCCCAGGACGCCCUCCGUAGGCAACUGGAGGAGCAGCAGCAGAGUGUGAAGACCACCACCCAAGGCCUGCACGGUGAGCUGGACAGGGUUCGGGCCUUGAUCAGCCGCAUGUCGCGUAACAGACUCAAGCUUGAGGAUCUGGCAGCUUUGGACAAGGGGCAAAAAUCUAUGGAAAAAACUCUACUUGGAAACCAAGAUGAGAUCAAAGACAUGCUGGAGAAAAUGAAGAACAGCUACGAGGAGCAGCUGAAGAAACUGGAGGAGAAAGUGGUGGCAAUGGGGAAAGCCCACCAGGAGAUCGAGAGAGCGAUCCACAAUCGACAACAGGAACUAUUUGAGAAGAGUGUGGCCCUGAUGUGCUCCCAGAGCCAAGUGAAGGAGGUAGAAGAAGAGAACUCAAUGCUGCAGCUUCAAGUCAAAGAGCUGAAUGAGGAAUACCGUGCAAGGCUUGUGUGCUAUUUACAGGACUUAGCCAAGUACAUUGAUGGCGUUGGAGAAGGUAAAAGCCCUUCAGAGACUUCUGAGAUGAGGGCACACGUGGACAGCAUGCUCCAGGAUGUCCGUUCAUCCUACAGGGUCAGGGAGGAACAGCUCGCCUCAGCUGCUCGCUCCUAUAAGAAGAGACUUCAGAAGAUCACCAAGACCCAUCAUGCUCUCCUUAUUGCAUACAGGGUUCAGAGGGAGCUGGUCUUGACCAAACCAGAGAGCGGUCUUGACCCUGGACCACCAGAAGCCUGCUUCAUCCUGGAGCCCACUGAGCUCAAACAUGAAACUGAGAAGGAGCUCCAGCACCUCCGCCAGGACAAAGCGAGGCUGGAGGGUCAGCUGCAGGCGGCCCGCGAGCAGGUGGCUGUCUUAAAAAUGCCUAUUCCCAAUUUAAGUCAUCAGGAGUCGGCAUGCGAGGAAUCCUGGACGGACGUACGGAAACAGCUGAGGGAGAUCACAGACUCUACACUGCUGAACUCUGAGAAGGAGCGCGCCCUUCUCAUCACCAGAGCUACAGUUGCAGAGGCGCAGGUGUCUGAGUUGCAGGACUAUAUUGACAACCACCUGGGCAGGUAUAAAGAGGAAAUCUCCCAUCUCUGCAGACUGCAUGGGACGCAGGAGGCGGGUCGUUCCCAAAGUGCUAAUUCAUCACUCCAUUAAGAAAACUGGCCACAAAAUCUGAAUCCCAGUCAUGUAUUGCAAUGUAAUUUAACAUUACACAGUUUUUAAGUUAAAUCUCAUACAUAUUAAAUCUCAGGUUUAAACAUUUAUUUAAUUGAAAUCAUGCACAAACGGUAAGCUGGUUUUAUUCAAAUUAAAAUGGAUUCUUUUCUAGGUGGAUACUUGUUAUAUAUCUAUCCGAGUACCUUGUUUUGACCGGAGAAUGGAUGGUGUGUGUUUACUCCAUCACUAGGUGGUGCUGCUCAUACUGGUGGUUUUUGUAUGAAAGGCCCCCAAAGAAAUCCGGCCUUGAGAAAAAAAUGCCUGGAAUGUUUGUAAAGCUUAUGUCAAUUUCACGAGCUCGGCAGAAGAAAGCGUGGUGACAAUGAGGGGUCACCCUGGUGAGAAUAAUGUCAUUACAUGUUACCCAGACACAUACACGCCUGUGAAUACUUUCCCUCAGUGCCCGUGCUGAGAACUGUAGUGCAAACAAGCCAGGCUUUUUUCCUUUUUUUUUUCCAGGGUAAGGGUUCAUAUUUAUAACCCCAGUGUGUGAAUAGGCAUCUAUUCCGUUUAAAUCCCUUUAACAGUGAAUAGGUCUGCAUUUUUUCUCUAGUGUGUUUUGGUAGCUUGGUUUCAUGCCAUAGUGCGAUAGCUGGCGUAACUUAAACAUCCUUUAUGUAUAAAGUACUUUAAAAGGUGAAUUGUUUCGUUAAAAAAUGUCAGAAAGGGGUAUGUUGAGUUUACUGAUGAAAAGAUUUUUAAAUAAACUUGUUGCCAAAAUACUCUGGGAACGAUGGGAAAAGUAGAGGCAAUGGAAAAAGGCAUCCGCAUGUCACCCCAAUCCUCUUUUCAGGGGGCAUGCCAGCCGUGGGAGGGAGGGAGCAGGGGUGUGAAAGUUUGAGAGGAAUGGGAAGUGGGAUUUUGUUAGUAAUGCAUUACACUCCCAGGGCCCUGGGAAAAGGGGUGGAGGGGGUUCGGCUUGGGUCUGUGCCAACAUAGUCACUGUGCCAAAGCGCUGGGUGCUGGGGACCACUCCUCUUACCGGCAGAUCUGUGGGAAAAUCCAAACCAGGUUGCUCUUUGCUGCUCCGCCAACAAAGACAGAGUGAUGAUGUGCCUGCAGAGGCCACUGCAAACUUUUACAAAUACACUGAGUAGUAAUAACAAGCAAGAGAAGUAGUAGAAUAUGUAACAUUGCAAAUGCAUAGAGGACAGGUUGAAGUCUGGUGCACCGCAGCUGGUCCCCAAGGCUAGUGCCAAGUUUUCUUGGAGCAUUUUUGGAAAAGUUCAUUUUUAUGGUCUUUGAUCAACUUUUUUAUUAAUCACUGUAUGUGGUCACUGUUAUGAUAUAAAUACUGAUCAUAA
Etheostoma cragini (Arkansas darter) is the source of this 3174-nucleotide messenger RNA. RefSeq names its product coiled-coil domain containing 78 (gene ccdc78). Bases 143 to 1807 code for a protein of 554 amino acids. NCBI's taxonomy places the organism in Eukaryota, Metazoa, Chordata, Actinopteri, Perciformes, Percidae. The transcript is spliced from 14 exons. The record is from RefSeq and is a predicted model, not a curated record. Gene Ontology annotation, cellular component: cytoplasm.